CAUGGGGAGUGAGGCAGGACCCCUAUUGAGCCCAGGCCAGGCAUCCAGUUACAAGAGAUAUGUAAAGGAAGCAAAAGAAGCCACCAAGAGUGGCAAUAUAGAAGAGGCCCUUAAAGCUCUUCUACUUGGCCAAAGCCAUUUAUCCCAAUGACCAGGUUCUGAGCAGAAUCCAGAGACUACAGGAAGCCCUGGAAGAGCUGUCAGUGGAAGAAAUUGAGGAAUUUGUCAACGUGUGCAACAGUGGCCUGAUGCUCUAUGGGGAACUGCACGAUCACCUCUUAGAGUACCAGAAAGAAGGCGUGGCUUUUCUCUAUAGCCUAUAUAAAGACAAGAGGAAAGGUGGCAUACUGGCAGAUGAUAUGGGGUUGGGGAAGACUGUUCAGAUCAUUGCUUUCCUCUCGGCCAUGUUUGAUACUGAACUUGUAAGUCAUGUCCUAUUGAUCAUGCCAAGCAGCCUAAUUAGCAUGUGGCUCAAAGAAUUUGCAAAGUGGACCCCAGGAAUGAGAGUUGCAACGUUUCAUGGGUCUAGCAAGAAUGAACGUACUAAAAAUCUAAUUAGGAUUCAGAGGAAGAAUGGUGUGGCUAUUACAACAUACCAAAUGUUAAUCAAUAACUGGCAGCAACUUUCCCAAAUGGAUGGGAAAGAGUUUGUCUGGGACUAUCUCAUACUUGAUGAAGCCCAUAAAAUUAAAAGCUCAUCUACUAAGUCAUCAAAAAUUUCCCGUUGUAUCCCUGUUAAAAAUCGCAUCCUCCUUAUAGGAACACCAAUUCAGAAUAACUUGUAUGAGCUGUGGUCCCUUUUUGAUUUCACCUGUCAGGGAUCCUUGCUAGGAACAUCUAAAACCUUUAAAAUAGAGUAUGAAAAUCCUAUUAUUAGGGCAAGGGAGAAAGAUGCUACUACAGGAGAGAAGGCUCUGGGGUUCAAAAUCUCUGAAAACUUGAUGACUCUUAUCAAAUCCCAUUUUCUCAGGAGAACUAAAGAAGAUGUCCAGAAGAAAAGUGCCAAUAAUAAACAGAGCAGUCUUCCUGAAAAGGAUCCAGGUGGUGGUGAUGUCUGUGAAAUGCCUUCUCUUUCCAAGAAAAACGAGUUAAUUAUUUGGGUGCAUUUAGUGCUUCUGCAAGAAGAAAUCUAUAGGAAAUUUGUAUCCCUGAACCACAUCAAACAGCUAUUGAUAGAAACCCAUUCACCUCUGGCCGAGCUGAGUAUCUUAAAAAAGUUGUGUGAUCACCCAAGGUUACUGUCAGCACGGAUCUGCAGUCUGUUAGAUCUCAAAGGAAGUAGCCUCUCCAAUGGAGAUGAAAGUCAGUUGUUUCAUUCAGAUAUCCAGAUUGAUCAGUUACCACAUGAUUCACUAAUGCAAGAAUCUGGGAAAGUGAUAUUCCUUAUGGCUUUGCUUAAGAGAUUACAAGAUGAAGGACACCAAACUCUGGUGUUUUCCCAAUCCCGAAAACUUCUAGACAUUAUAGAACACCUGUUAAAGGCAGAAAAUUUCAAGACUUUGCGUGUUGAUGGAACUGUUACUCAUCUUUCCGAAAGACAGAGGCAAAUUGACUUAUUUCAACAGAGUCGGGGGUGGGGGGGUUCUGUUUUUCUCCUCACUUCCCAAGUAGGCGGGGUAGGUCUUACUUUAACAGCAGCAACUCGAGUGGUCAUCUUUGAUCCUAGCUGGAAUCCUGCGACUGAUGCCCAAGCAGUAGAUAGAGUUUACAGAAUUGGACAAAAAGAAAAUGUUGUUGUAUAUAGGCUGAUCACCUGUGGCACAGUGGAAGAGAAAAUAUAUAGAAGACAGGUUUUCAAGGAUUCAUUAAUAAGACAGAUGACAGGGAUUUUAAAAAAAAACCCUUUCAGAUACUUUAGCAAACAAGAAUUAAGCGAGCUCUUCACAAUAGGGGAUUUUCAGAAUUCUGCAACACAGUUGCAGAUGAAUUCUCUACAUGCAGGUCACAGAAAGACUGAUAAGAAACUAGAAGAACAUAUUGCAUACCUGCACACUUUGGGAAUAGCGGGAAUCUCUGACCAUGAUUUGAUAUUCACACAUGAUAUUCCUGAAGAGUUAGAGGAAGAACAAUCUCAGUAUAUUCAAGAAAGGGUUCAAAAGGCUCAAAUCCUAGUUGAAUUAGAGUCUCAGAAUAAUGAACUCUUAAAAAGCAAUAUAAAAAGUAGAAUUGAGGAAACCUGGUUGAAAGAACCCACAUCUUGCAGACCAAAGAAAAAAGGCCCAGAAUUUAAGGUUGUACAUCAUCUUUCCCCACCUAUCAAUGUUGAUCUUGCUCAGGAAGACUCUCUCCACUCUGGUAUUGCAACUCUAAAUAUCACUGAAGACAGCAAGAUACGCGAUCUCUCCGGCAUGGACGUAGAUGUGUCUGUAAAACAAUCUGAUGUUGAUGUACCUGAACACAAAGUUGAUGAUGAACUUAGAACUACUUUUUCCAGUGAAGAGUACCAUGAAAUGGAAAUAUCAACAACCAGUAAUCCCAAUGAUAGUCAAGUUUCAAUAGAUAACACUCAAGGCAGUGUAAAGCAGUUAGCUCAGGAAAUAGCAAAAGCUGGUACUGAACCAAAUCCAGAUCAAUUAACAAAGCAUGAGAUUCCCCUGGAAUCUCUCCUCUUGCCCAUCAGUCCAGAGAAGUCUAUGGAAUUGGAUACUUCUAUCAAUAGCCUAACAGGCGAUAUAUCAGCAUGCCCACAUUCAUGGGAGAAUUCUGGACCAAAUCAGAGCAGGUUAGGGAAAGCAUCUUUAGUUUCUUCACUGAAGAAUAUUGGUGACUUCAAUCUUUUCUUAGAAGACUCCCUAGGGAGUGGCCAAAAUCUUUCUAAUCUGCCUCUGGAACCCACUGAGAGAGAGAAUAUCACGUGGGAGUUAGCAGACAAUCCUGGAGAGAAAAGUAGUAGCAUCAAGUCUUUACAGCUUGAUGAUUGCUCUGAUGGAGAAAGUGAACUAGAAGAGGAAAUAAUUCGUGUGAAAACAAGACAUAAUGCAAAGAAGAUUGUUUCAGAUGACGAAGGUGAUUCUGUGAUUGAGGGGAUGUUAUCCCCUUUACCAAACCCAUUACUAAUACAAUUUAGUUCAUCUCCUAAAAGCAACAGAUCCCAAUUGGAAUUGUUUUUCUCUGAAAUGUGCAGUGGUGGGAAUAAUUCUGCAAUUUCUAGAAGAUCCCUGGCUUCUAGGAGAUCUCUUAUUAAUGUAAUUUUAGACCACGUCGAAGAUAUGGAAGAAGAUGCCUGUGAGCCAAAGAGUACCAAUGAGUAUUUAGAAGAAGCGGCAUCAGUAGCAGAGUCUAGUCAAGAGUCUGAACACUCAGAAGAAGAAGCCACUGAAGAAACCUCACUGUUCCAGAGGGAGGUCUGCUCUUUGCCUGCACCUCAUGCAGACUCCACCCCAUGUGCAUCCAAUAAAGAUUCCCAAGAGACACCUGAGCACAACCCAAGUUCAGCUGCAGAGGCAACAGAUGAGUACGAGACUCUUGUCAGGUAUGGAAAAGAAUUGAAAGAGAGUGGGAAAAUCCAGGGAGCACUCAGCUGUUUACUGAAAGCCCUUGAUAUACAAAGCACAGACCCUCAAGUCAUGCUCAUGGCUUUAAGUUUAUAUAAGCUACUUAAUCAAAUGUGAAAAUCCACUGAAGGCCUAUCUGUGCUGAUUUUUGUAAUUCUGUUUCUCCCAAGUGAAGGCAACAGAGGAGAGGUUCCAGCACGUUAAUAUAGCAUGUUCAUGUUCCUACUUUUUUGUGAUCACUAGUUUCCUUCAUUACUCCCAUCAAGGCUGGGGAGGAUUGAGAUUUUGGCUGCCUGUUUUGUACUUAUUGUUUCACUUUUGGGGCAGUCCAAAUGGGAGGAAGUUGGUUUUUUAAAGGUUCUUUUAUGUUUACAAGCCAGUUGACCCUGUUCUGAAAAAAAAACAUCCCCAGGGUUUUGCAAUCCAGAGGGGAAAAUAAAAGUGAAUUUCAUUCAAAAAUAAAUAGGAUCAUAAAUUGAGAACUGGAAGCAACUUUAGAAAUCAGCUAUUCUACCAUCACUCCUUCUAAUUGUACAGAUGAGAAAACUGAGGCCCAGAAAAGCAAAGGAAGUCUUCUAAAGUUACUUAACCAAGUGGCAAAGUUGGGAGUCUAAUCCACUAAGUCACCAAAUCCAGUGUUCUUUCCACUCUACCACCAAAAGUUAUUGACUAACUGACUGCAACAGAGGGAAGGAAUACCAGAAGAGGCAGAGAAUGAAGGUUAAAGAAGCAGAUGACAAAAACUCAAAGACCUGCUUUUGGAGAAAACAUCAUUGAUACUCCCCACUCUACUCUUAAAAUAGCACCUCUUCCAUGAAGUCUUCACAAAAUAAACAAAACAGGCUCCCACCAAUAUGCAAUAUCCCUGAUCUCUUCCUUCUGUAUCUCUACAAAGACCUUUCUUUCACUUAAUGUAAAAACUUACUUAACUAGGUCAGCUAAGUGACUCAGGGGAUAGAAAGCCAGACCUAGAGAUGAGAGGUCCUGAGUUCAAUGUGACCUCAGACAUGUCCUGGCUGUGUAACCUUAGGCAAGUCACUUACUCCCAAUUUCCUAGUCCAUAAGGUUCUUCUGCCAUGGGACUGAUGUGGGCUGAAAUGUCUCCCAAACCCUGCCAAGUAGCUGUAAACCAUCAAAAGAACACAGAAACAAUAACUAGUCCAUUAAUUAUGGGACUACCUUUCAGAUAAGCCAUAGGAGUUGCUUAGAAUUACAAUCAUGAGAAAACUCACAUCAAUCUUUAAACAUAACUGAGGUCCUUAGUUGGAGGGUCUCUGAACAGCAAGUAUAGGUAGUUCGUUUUUCCAGUUACACAGGACUUGUUUCAAACAAUGCUCAGUUUCCACACUCAUUGCCUUAGAGUCUUCGGCAGAAACUAGAGCAAAGGUUGAAGAAAAAAGUUGCCCCACAGUAUUUAAGAGUAUUAGCAUCCCUUUUACAAUAUAAUUUGCUUCCCCUCCAGUGGGCAGAGUGGACCAUGGGUAAAGUGACAUCAGUUCCUUGGAAACACAGGGCGGGCAACAACAGCCCAAACAAAUGACCCCUUUCUUAAUAAUUAAGCAAGAUGAAAAGUAUUCCUGAAAGCCCCUACCCACUAUACUUACCACUUUUAUCUUUGCUUACCCUUUACCUAUUACUUACCGCAGCUUCUUACCUCCUUACCUUGCUUUAUUUACUUACUAUAUUAGCCAGCUAACUGUUUAUAGACACACUAUUACUAUAUUCUCUUAUAAUAAAUCUUGUUUCUUUCCCAAUGGAAUUAGUCUGAGCAGUCAGUCAAUUUUUUAGACAAGACCCAGUCAGCCUUGCCCACAUCAGAAUCAAUGCUUAGUAUGAGUCUAAGACGGAAGGUAAGGGUUAAAAAAAUCUUGUUUAACUAGUUAUUUGUUUGGCUUAUGAAUUUGUUUAUUUGUUCAUGAGUAAAAAAUCUAGGAUACUAGGGCUAAAAGAGAAUUUAGAAUAUCUAGUCCCUUGUGUUAGGUGAAACUACAUGAUAUUAUAAAGAAAAGAAUACCAAGACUGAAUGAUAUUAUUGCUUCAUGAUAUCUAGACCCCCAAAAGUUCACUACAAAAGGGUCUAUCCAACACUCUGAACUUGUAGUCAGAUCAUCUGGAUUCCAAUCCUGAUUCCUUCUACUCAAAUCAGUUACCAAAUUUUAAUUCUACUCCACAUCUACUCUUUCAUCCAUCAUAUUAUUGUCAUUUUUUGUUCUUUCAGUUUCAUCCCUUCAUAACCACAUUUGGCAUUUUCUUGGCAUAAAUCUUGGAGUAGUUUCCCAUUUCCUUCUCCAAUUCACUUGACAGAUGAGGAAACUGAGGCAAGUAGGGUUAAAUGACUUGCCCAGGGUCAUGCAACUAGUGUCUGAGACCAAACUUGAAAAGAUGAGUUUUCUUGACUCCAGGCCUGGCACAUUCUCCAACAAAUCACCUUAUCUGCCCCCACAGUGCUCUGCACACAGUUGGCACUUAAAUGUUUUUAAUUGAAUGGAAAGCAAUGAAAAGCAUUAAUUCCAUUAAUUGGGAUAAGGUGUUUCAUUUUUAAAGGAACCAGUUUCUGGAGGCAAUAUUGAUACAAAUAAGUGGCUUAUACAAGUAUUCCUGAUAUCAUUCCCUUUGUGUGAGAUUGGCCCUGUUAUAAAGGUAAUCCCUGCAUUCCACUUAAAAAUGAAAUUUGCAUUUAUGUUUGUAUUUUACUUUCUAUUUAGUCUAACACAUUCCACUGGUCUUCUAAUCAAGGUGAUCAAUUUCUAUUUGUCUUCUUGAAUUGAUGUUUUCCAACUUUCUAAAAUGAACCUCGG
This is a messenger RNA of Monodelphis domestica (gray short-tailed opossum), 6292 nucleotides long. The record is from RefSeq and is a predicted model, not a curated record. Lineage: Eukaryota; Metazoa; Chordata; Mammalia; Didelphimorphia; Didelphidae.